Molecule: messenger RNA, 2988 nt
Organism: Pseudogymnoascus destructans
Lineage: Eukaryota; Fungi; Ascomycota; Leotiomycetes; Thelebolales; Thelebolaceae
Exons: 6
Coding region: 456-2699 (747 amino acids)
Biological process (GO): potassium ion transmembrane transport
Cellular component (GO): membrane
Molecular function (GO): potassium ion transmembrane transporter activity
Source: RefSeq, a predicted model, not a curated record
CCGUCAAACAUCCCUUGUCGCCAGCAUAAUAUGAGAAUAUGACAUCCCUGUAGCGCCUCGGUGGCUUUCUAACAAUUAACAAUGCGCACAUUGCAAAUGCAGGCACGGCUGAACACGGUUCAGCAUGUGGCAAGCGAACUCGAACCAUGCUAAUAUCGUGUGGUCUGUCUGUCAGUGCGGCAAUUUGGCCUCGUCGAAUCUGGUCUUGACGAUAAGGUGGCUAAGGCACCACUCCUUUGUCGCGAGAUUCUAUUAUGUCAGUUAAGAUAUGGGAUAUCUCAGAUGUGAAGAUUAGGACAACUUUAGAUAUCCCCUUGUCUUUAUCAUUUCUGUGAGGGAGAUAUAUAAGGCUGGCAGUUAGCAAAUCACCGUUCGCAUGUUCUACGACAUUGUGCAUUUGUCCUUGGAAUUAAUUUAUCACGUUUUGUUGCCGCUCUCAGAAGAAGCUGCGUGGCAUGGCCGACAUCAGCACUACUCCAGGUAGUCAAUCAGGAGAUGUGACCGAACAUAAAGAUCCCUCUCUAUCGGAAAAGGCUGAGGACUAUGACCUUGACGAGGAAGCUGUGAGAAUCGCUGAUGAAGAUUUGAAUCGAAAGAAGAAGCAGACACAUAAAGGAUGGAUGCUCGUAUGGCUUGCAUUCCAAUCAACUGGAGUUAUAUACGGCGAUAUCGGAACUAGUCCUCUAUAUGUUUACUCAUCUACCUUCUCGAAUCAACCAACCUACGAUGAUCUUGUUGGAGCCCUAUCCAUCAUCAUCUGGACAUUAACUAUUAUGGUCACUGUAAAGUAUAUGUUUAUAGUUUUGUCAGCUGAUGAUGACGGGGAGGGAGGGACCUUUGCGCUAUACAGCCUCUUAGCUCGCUACGCCCACAUCGUCCAGCGGGACCCAAACCUUCAAGGUUCUUUGAGGCUGGAACGGUAUCACACAGCGGAUAUGAAGCUUGCGAAUAAGGGCAUUCGAACCAUGAUUGAGAACUCCCAGGUCGCCAAAGUUUGUCUGAAGAUUCUGGGGGUCUUGGGAGUUGCUAUGGUGAUGUCUGACGGUGUCCUCACUCCCGCUCAGUCUAUCCUAGGAGCCAUUCAAGGCCUCAGGGUCGCACAACCAAACAUCUCAUCUGCUACUAUCGUUGGAACAUCAUGUGCUAUUAUCGUCGUUCUUUUUGCUGCGCAACCGUUUGGAACCUCUAAAAUUGCAACCUCAUUUGCGCCAAUCGUCAUGAUCUGGUUGCUCUUUAAUGCCUGCUGUGGCAUCUACAAUCUUGCAAAAUUUGACCACUCAGUCCUCAAAGCCUUCAGCCCAUACUUUGCUGGUUCUUUCCUGGUUCGUAACGGGACAGAUGGAUGGCAGACGCUGAGUGGUUUGUUACUUGCCUUUACUGGAGUUGAAGCCCUCUUCGCCGAUCUAGGCGCCUUCAGCAAACGGGCUAUCCAGAUUUCCUGGCUGUGCUUUGCAUUUCCAUGUCUACUAUUAGCCUAUAUCGGUCAAGCAGCAUACAUCGCGCAGGAUGCUACGGCGACGGCAUACACUAACCCGUUCUUCUAUACAGUCAUUCCAGGAACCUUCUACUUUAGUAUCGUGAUAGCAGUUAUGGCUACAAUCGUCGCCUCGCAGGCGAUGAUUACAGGCUCUUUCCAACUCCUCUCCCAGAUUAUGAAGAUGUCGUACUUCCCUCAUAUCAAGACUGUGCAUACAUCUACGCUAUUCCAUGGUCAAGUUUAUAUGCCAUUAGCGAACUGGUUACUGAUGAUUGGUUGUGUCAUUGUCACUGCUGCAUACAGUAAUACCACAAGGAUAGGGAACGCCUACGGUGUAUGUGUGAUCUUCGUAACGUUUAUCACAACCUGUCUCAUCUCUCUCGUUGCAAUACUUGUAUGGCGCUUCAACGUCCUCAUCGUCAUCUUCUUCUUCCUCGUCUUCGGUUCCCUAGAUGGCGCGUAUCUCUCGGCAGCACUCACUAAAGUCCCUAACGGGGCCUGGUUUACCCUUAUGCUUGCAUCUAUUCUUUCAUGCAUAUUUGUCCUGUGGCGUUUUGGAAAAGAGCAGCAAUGGGCCGCAGAAAGGGCAGAUCGUUUCCAGCCUUCCCAUCUCCUAUCUUCGACUGACAAAGGCGAGGACAAACUCACCGCAGCUUACGGUGGUAGUAUUGUCUCGAAAACCCCUGGUAUAGGCAUCUUCUUCGAUAAAGCCGGCGACAUGGUCCCUAUCGUAUUCGCACAAUUUGUGAGGAAAUUCAGUGCGCGGCCAGAGAUAAUUAUUUUCUUCCAUAUGCGCGCUCUAUCCAUGCCCUCAAUUCCGGAAUCCGAGAGGUUCGUCAUCCAGCGGACUCCGAUCCCCGGCUGCUAUCGUAUUACUGUACGACAUGGCUAUACAGAUUCGAUCGUCUCUCCUGAUCUUGGGAGACUACUUGCCGGUCAAUUAACUUUAUUCAUAACCCGCGGCAACUCAUCGAAUAUAUCUCCUACAGAGUACCCUCCAGCUGUUCAGGCGGAACUCGAUGCCCUCAGUAACGCUUUGGCGUCACAGCUUGUGUAUGUGAUGGGCAAGGAAGAGAUGAAGAUUAGACAUGGGACAAAUAUUUUCAGGAGGGUGCUUUUAAUGAUGUUCCUGUGGAUGAGGGAGAAUAGUAGGACAAAGAUGGCGGAUAUGAAUAUUCCGACCGAUAGCUUGGUUGAAAUGGGCUUUAUGAAGGAAAUUUAGAUGUUGGGGGCUUUUUGUUCGAAUUCAAUUCUAUCCCGAGGAGGUCAUGCCACCCUGCUGAUAAAAACUCCUCUUCUAAUCAUGGUCGAAUGAUAAUCGUGAUGGUAAGCGAUGUGACGAUUCGCGGUAGGGGCUAUUAUUUCUAGGCUGAUGAUUGUUAUAUUCUUUAAACUGCUGCUCCGAAGCCUGGCCAUAAUAAAGCUAUUUCGGUUAUUCCUACGCGACCGUCACAAUUGCGACCGUAAGUACCUCUCCAUAGUAAUUUGUAUGUAAAGAUACAUAAUUAAGC